UACCUUCUGCUAAUGCUGAGUUUCGAUAUUUACGAUAGCAUUAAAAACACGUAGUCUAAAGAAUGUUAUCUGUUGAAAUAUACAACUCCAAUUGUUAAUAAUGUUUACUUCGAGUGAAACCGUUAUUUAUUGCAGACUGUUUUUUCAAGUACUUUGUUUUAAUUGUGUAACAUCUGCCGGCUUUUUCUUUCCCCCCGUUUGAAGAGAUAAUAUCCAGGAGAGUGCAGACGUGGAUAAGAUCAUGUGUAAUCCAUUCAGUUUUACUGAGACGCUUAAAGUUUCCUGAUUUUGUUGUCUUUUAAUUCAAAAUGAGUUCCGAUGGUUCAAGUAUCUUUGUUACAGGAGGAGCUGGCUAUGUUGGGAGUCAUUCUAUUUUGGAACUUCUUAAAAGUGGUUAUGAUGUUGUAGCUGCAGAUAAUUUUUCAAAUUCAUGCCCUGGUAAAGAUUGUAUCAUGCCUGAAAGUUUAAAGAGGGUAGAAAAGCUUGCUGGCAAGUCACUUAUCUUUUAUAAAGUGGAUCUAUUAAACAAAAAUGCAUUAGAGCAAAUAUUUCAAAAGCAUGCAUUUUCAUGUGUGGUCCAUUUUGCAGCUUUGAAAGCUGUGGGAGAAUCAUGCAGAUUGCCUUUAGAUUAUUACAAAAACAAUGUAGGAGGCACUGUAACGCUUUUGGAAGUUAUGCAGAAACAUGGUGUGAAGAAAAUAGUUUUUUCAAGUUCUGCCACUGUUUAUGGAGUUCCACAGUAUCUCCCUAUAGAUGAGCUGCAUCCAGUUGGUUCUACAUGCACCAACCCUUAUGGCAGAACAAAAUAUUUUAUUGAAGAAAUAUUAAAGGAUGUUUGCAAUUCAGAAAAGGAAUGGUCUGUAAUAAUGCUUCGCUAUUUUAAUCCUGUUGGAGCACACGAGUCAGGUAUUAUUGGAGAGGAUCCUCAAGGAAUUCCAAAUAACCUUAUGCCUUAUAUUGCUCAAGUUGCUGUUGGGCGGCUGAAAGAGCUCAAGGUUUAUGGCAAUGAUUAUAAAACUGUUGAUGGCACAGGUGUUAGAGACUACAUUCAUGUUAUGGAUUUAGCUGAAGGGCAUGUUGCAGCAGUGAAAGAACUGUUGACAAAGAACUUUUGUGGAUGCAAAGUUUAUAAUCUUGGCACUGGUGAAGGAUAUUCAGUACUUCAAAUAAUAAAAGCAUUCGAAGAAGUAUGUGGGUUCAAAUUGCCUUAUAAAAUUAUUGGACGCAGGGAAGGAGAUGUUGAUAGCAUAUAUGCUGAUGUCUCUUUAGCUGAGAAGUGUUUGGGAUGGAAAUCUAAGCGUUCACUAAAACAAAUGUGUGAAGAUACGUGGUGUUGGCAGUCUAACAAUCCAAUGGGUUUCAAUACAUUAUAGCAAUGUAUUAUUCCUAGAUGACAGGCAUAUUAGAAUUGUGCUAAAAAUAUUUUGAAAAUAUGUUUAAUAAUAAUUACUAUUUUGUAAGGUUUUUCUGCAAAAUAGUGGUGUCUGAAAUCAAAAAUAGAUUAGGUUGAUUUAUUAUUAAGUUAUAUUUUAUUUUGCUGACUUCAUAUAUGUUUUGUGCAGAGCACUUUUAAAUAACUGAGAGAGAUUAUUUACUUUGAAAUUUUUUCUGGAAAAUCUUUUAUACUAAUAUAACUUUUUAUGCUUAUUCUUCACAAGCUUGUAAUUAAUGAAUGUAUAACAUGAAUAAAUGUAACAAAUUCUGAUAAAUAUUUUUCACCAUUUCAGGUUUUUUUCAUAAUUUUUGUAUAAUACUUUUGCUUCUGAAAUUUUUACAGUAGAACCUCUAUAUUUUUGACUCAUUGGUUUUCCUAUCUUAGAUAGCUGGAAGUGUUUGUUUAAUAUAUGUUAUCUUUAUUUUUAUCACAAGAAAAUUAUUCAGGAACUUAACUUUUCCCACAUAAAUAUGUUUAGCAUAUAUUCUUUUAUUGAAAGCAAUCAGUGCAUAAUUCAUAAUUUUAAACUAUUUUAUCAGAAAUAGCUUAUUAAGAAUCAGAAUGUAUUUUGAAGAUGUUUUUGAUAAAAAUCUUUUAAAAUCAAUCAUUAUGUAACUUAAAAUUCUCUAAAUUCAAUUGAGGUUAAGAACUGUGAUUUGUUUUAUAUUUAUUCUUUGAAGUUAGCUAGAAAUUAUAUAUAACUAAAGAUAUAUAUGCUAGAAAUUAUAUAUAACUAAGAAUAUGAGCUAAGCAUCCAAAAACAGAGAACAUAACAGUGAUUAUUAAGCACUUUUAUAACUGAUUUAAAACUACUGCAAAUGAAAGGUAGUAAAUAUGCAACAAGCGAGAGCUUAAAAAUAAAAAUAUUUACUAUCAUCUUGAAAAACCCCACUCUUCCUGAUCUUGAAGAACCAAAUAAAAAAUUUAAAUAAAAACUAUUAUAAUUUUCCCUCUGUGUUGGCAAUAAAAUUUUUGAUAAUUAGCAUAUAAUUGUAUUUUGGAUUUUUGAUAAAAUUAUUUACACUUACUAAUUUUUAUGUUUACUGAAUGCUGUUCGUUCCAAACUUUCAAAAACACAACAUUUUUUUUUAAUACAAACUAAACCAUUCAAGAAGGCAUUGCAACCCAGACAUAUCUUUGGCUUCCUGAGUUAAAUAUUAUUAUAAUUUGGUUCCUUGUUUCUCUUUUUCGUGACAAUUUUUUUUUUUUUUUUUUUCUCAGAUAAUUUCAGCUUGCAUGCUCUGGUUCAUCUGAUUCAUAAAUGCAGACUUGAAGUGUGCAGAGCUUCUGACUUUUAUUUUCUUUUAUUUCUGAUCAGCUUUUGAUUUUUAAAUUUUAUUUUCUAUGAGAAUUAUGUUAAAUAUUUCCAUCUCUUUCUUUUACUGACUAUAUAUACAAGGUAUUCCAAAACGAAUAAACAUCUGAAUCUCUUUUAAAUAGUUGAACAUAAACAAAAGAUCCAAUAUAAGAUACUAGAGUAAUUUCGAGUAGAUUAGUUAGUUGCCUUAACAUAUAUGGCGCACACAUGAUAAUUGGCUGAAAAGUAGUGAAAAUUCAUUGGAUAAGCUGCACCACUGUGUACACUGCAGCAAAGAAUUACAAAACAAGGCACUAUUAAUUUAUUCAGUAAUUGUGUUUUAUACUGAUGUAAUCAUCAUUGGUAACAUUUUAAUACAUUUACAAAAUAGCCAUAAACAGUAAUAUAUAAAUAAAUAAAAAGUAUAAAAACAUCUUACUUUGAACUUUCCAAAGUCAAAAUCUGCUGAUUUCUAAUAGACAUUAUUUUUACGGGUUUGGUAAAGUUUUUUAUUGCUUUAAAUUACCAUACUGUGAAAAAGAAUAUAUAUAAAUUAGAUAAUGAAACAAAAUUUUAUAAUUAAAAUAAAUUGCAUUUAUUUAUACAAAAUAUUCAAAAUCUGAUUAUCAUCAGAAUUAAAUAAACUUAACAAAUGAGCAUCAAGGUCGCUUUUGUAACUUGGUUUUAAAUUACGUCUUUCAACAUCACUAUCUUCAUUUUCAUCUUCUCUUUCAAUUAUUUCUGAUUUAAUGAAAGUUGAUAUGAUUAUAUCAGUUUGGACUGAUUGCCAUGCUUUAGUGACCCACAAGGCAACCUUCUCAUUAUAAACCCACUUGGUAUCACUGAGACAUCGGUGCUGUUCUUUUGCUUCAGAUUUUACUGUAUUCAUUAAACAGGAUCGCAUUGACUUCAGAACGAUGAAUCCCCAAGAAAAAAGAGCCUUUCUUUUUUUAAUAAAUUUCUCUCAGCCAAAACUAUAUCACUUUUUUGCACAUCCACCCUUUUUCAUUGGUGCAAAUAAUGACUUCUUUAGGGCAUUUGCUUUCAAACUGUUUUUAUUUUUUAAAUUAUCAAAGAGACUAACUUUUCUUCAUUGGCAGUACAAGCCAAAACACAAGUAAAAGAAGUCUUUCCAUUCUGAUUGUUAACACAAAAUAUUUUUAACUUAUUGAAUGAACAGUUCUGCUUAGAAAAUAAUCAAAAGUAGAAGGGGGUAUCCUUCUUUCAUGUUAAUUAUUUGCCCUCUAUUGAAAUUUUGUUCUCGAAUUCUUUUCUUUUGUUCUUUCUCUUAGCCCCCCCACCGUGGACUGGGGGAAAAAGCUGUCUUCCCCCCUCCCCCCAGUCCAAGGGAAGCUUCUGAUCAACUGUUAUUUUGGUCCUGAAGGAUAAUUUCUUUUAUUUCAUGAAUCUGGAACACCAAUAAAGUUUUUAAUGCUCAUUUGUUGAAUGAUUACUUUUGCGAAGACAAAUUGUAACUGUUGACACUGAUAAUUCCUUUUCUCUCUGCUCUUAUUCAUUUCUCUUAAUUGUUUUCCAAAACAGACCAGUCUUUGUUGCCAGUUCUGCAUGGCCCUCUAUUCUUCGCACAUUUUAUAAGUUCUGUAAGCUACAGAGUUCAGCAAGAAGAAUAUAAAUUAUUACGUCGUGCACCCUAUUGUAGUAAGGCUAGUUUCACUCAAGGUAGAACUUGGUGCCCUGGCUUUUAGCACAACCAAAGUGCUCAUAUGAGGCUAAAAUGUUGUAGCAAAUUCUACAUUAACUGUUUUGCUUGGGCAUAACUUGCAGUUUAAGCUAGUGAAAUUCUAAAGAUGGUGGAAAAAUAAAAUUCCUUCAAAUAAGCCACCCCAGCAGAUACACCGCAGACCUAACUUUUAAACACAUAUAAACCAUGGCUAUCUCCCCAAAAUUAUGGUAAUCAAAAAGAGUAAACAUUAAAACUGUGAUACUUGUAGGAAACAAAAUUUGAAUUAUCAUAUAGUGAAAAUUACCUGAAAAUAACCUAAUAAUUAACAUUGUUUAAAAUUUUAAGAGGGGGGUGUCUGUCUGCACAAAGCUUGUUUUAAACAUCUGCACAUUAAUUUUUUUAAUAUAUAUAUUAAAUCUUCAGAAGCAUUAGUUACAAAUAUCCAUUUGCAUAAAUGAGGAAAUUUAGAAUUCUUCAUUUUGUGAAUUGAGUCAUUAUAUUUAUGUAUUAAAUUAACUUGAUUUCUUAAGUAAUAAUGAUAAAUUGAUUUUGAUUUUUUCCCCUAUUACAUGAAAAUCAAAUAUAUGGAAUAUUUUAAAUAAUGUGAUAAACUUAUAUGUGGCAUGGUGCAUUUAUUCUUAUAUAUACGUAGGUUGGGGCAAAAGUCAUGGUAACUAUUUUUUUUCUUCAAGAUACCAGUCCAGUUGAAAAACGUGACAUACACAGACGAAAGAACAAGUUCUUAACUACAUGUGUGGACAAUGAAUACCAGCGAAAUAUCAUAACAUACAAAUUUAUUACGGUAGUAUACAGGGCAAUAUAGCCUUCACCGUGCAAAAAGAAUGAUAACACAAUACACGUAAAGUUGACAUGACAAACCUGGGCCUAAAGACCCUCAAUGUAGCCCCUGCUGUCACCACACGCUGCCAUUGUUGUGGGAGGCGCUGAAUACCAUCAGCCUAAGCAUUUGCCGCACCAUGUGUGAAUCGGGUCAUCUGUUGGCACAGCAUUAGCAAUGGCCUGUCGUGUUGCAAACUGCCUACCACGUAUUGGUUCCUUAAUCUUGGAAAAGAGAUCAAAGUCACAGGGCGAAAGGUCAGGAAAGCACAGUGGGUGCUCCAAUUCUUCCCAUCCCCAACGUCGGAGUAGCUGCCGUACACACUCUGCUUUAUGUGGUCUUGCAUUGUCGUGCAGAAUUAUUGCACUGUCCACAAGAUCCGGACGUAUAUCCCGAACGCCAUGUCAUACCUGUCGCACCAGAAAGUCCCUGUAUUACUGUGUGGUCACUGUUCUGCCAUGAGGAACAAAGUGGCUAACAAUGACACCCCUGACGCCAUCACGACGAUCACCAGCAAUUUGACUGGGGAAGGAUUCUGAUGCUAGCCCAUUGCGCCAUAUCCUGCGAAUGAUGCGUUUCUCGAUGCCACUUGCCCUCUCUAACUCCAGUAAUGUUUAUCGUCUGUCUUCAUCCAUGAGGUGCUCCAUGACGGCACGUGCCAAUUCGGUCCGCACACUCACCGGUCAUUCCGAACUUUGCUCAUCACUGGUUGACACAUGUCCUUGUUGAAACUUUCCUAACCAUUGUGCUACUGUACGAUAUGGUAGGGCAUUAUUCCCAAGGGUUCUACUAAUUCACUGUGACAUUCCAUCACAUUUCUCCCUCAGAGAAUGGCUAUUUUGAUGUAAGCUCGUUGCUCAACACGGCUUACUUCCAUCUCGCACAGCACUCACAAACUGACUGAUUUCAGAGCCCUCGCUACCACAGAGCCGUCUGUAGUUCUGCAUAUACACUAUGCCUGCAGAACUUCCACACGACACAUAUACGUUUUGUGAUCCGUUCACAUAUCUACAAGAAAAAAAAAUAGUUGCCAUGACUUUUGCUCCAACCCUCCUAUAUACUGCAUAUGUAAAAUUUUUCCAAGUAUUUAUACUUAUUCUGGAAAUUGUCCAUGUAAUUUAUUCAUCUAUAGAUUUUUAUAUUCUUUGAUUUAAUCAUAUAUUUUUGGACAGUGUUGAAUUAAUGAGGUUCUGCUGAAUUUAAUUUUUCUCGUAUAUUUUAUUUUAGAAAUAGUUUCUUGAAAUAUUCAAACAAUGUUAUUUGUGAAUGCUUUUUUUAAUAUAUUUUAAAUAUCUAAUUAUACAAAUUAUUAAAUAUUCUAUUCAAAAAAUAAUGCAUAAUUUUUGUGCAUGUGUUGCUUUUGAUAAAAGUCUUGUUAAUAGAUUAUCUUGUAUGAUUCAUUUGUUUGGACACUGAUGUUUUAUAUUUUAUAAUUAUGUAAAUGUUAAAAUUAAUUUAUUAUGAUUAUAUGGCAUUAUAUGUAAAAAUAAUGGAAUUUUAUGUGCUUCUAGAGUUUUUAUUUAAAACACUGGAUUUUAUGAGCUUGAAAUCUGAUUGGCACACAAUAAAAAUCUAAUUGAUAAUACUGAAAAUUCAGUAUUAUGAAUCACAUUUUUAUAACCAUGUUGAUAUAUUUCAAUAUGUGAAUUUGCUUUUCAUGUAAUAACUCCCUUCAUCAUAUCAGAAAACUAAAAAAAUUUUCAAUUUAUUCCUAUGGGAAAGUGCAAUAAGUUAUUAUUUAUCAAAUAAUUUUUGAAAUAUAAUAUGCUGAAUGUUUUAUUGAUAUAAUGCAGUUCAUUGUUUUUUUACAAAGUGAUCAAUUUUCAUUUGAUUUUUCUAGUCAGCAUUAAUUUAAAUUUAUAAUCAAACUUUGAAAUUAUUUCAUAUUCUUUAGUUCAAUUUUCUUUAAUUAUGUUUCUUUAAUAUUGGGAUUUUUAUUGAUCAUUGAUAUAUAGGCAGAUAUCAAUGAUCAGAUUUCAUGUUCUUUAGUUCUAACUAAAGAAUAUUUAGACUAAUAACUAAAUAUUGGGUAUUCAUAUUUUUUGUGAUUGUCCUUAGUUACUUUAAUUUUUGUAAGAUAAUUUAUAUUUUCGAGAUAGUUAUAUGUAUAAAAUUUACAAAUAUGUAUAGCAUUUCAUCAUAAGUAUAAACUGUUUUCAAUUGAAAAAGCAUUUAAAUGAUUUUUAUAAACAUUCAAGUCUGAAGGAGGCAGCAGAAGGAUUUCCGGUAUUUUAUCUUGCUGAAUUAGCAUAUCAGAUCUAUGCUAAAAUUUUAUUGUGUAAAAUGUGAACGAGACAGUUGAAAAAUGUAAAAUAAUUUAAUUAGUAAAUUGUUACAAUAAUUUUUAUUUAUAAAAAAACAAAAAAUUUAUAAUGUGUAUUAAAAAAAUUUAGUAUUGAGCAGUGUAUAGCAUAAUGCUGAACCAACAUCAAUUCUUUAAUAACAAUAUAUUUGUAGUUAAUUAAAAACUUAAAUCUUUUGCAGUCAUAUGUACAUGUAUAAUUUUUAUUGUAUUUUUAUACAAAUAUAUUAUUACCAUAGGUAACUAAGUGAUGAUAUUUUCUUUUUUAAAAUUUUUUUUUGAACAAAUCAUGCCUUUCUGGAUAUUUUUCCUUUUGUGAAUGGCUUAUUAAAUGAUGAAGCUUUAUUUUGUUAAGUUUUCUGUAUGUUGUAUUUAUGUUAUCUGUGUAUCAUAAUACUUCUGCUAUGUAUCAUAAUACUUAAAGCUAUAUCAAAACUGCAUGGAUUUUCUUGUUGCUUUUGAAAUAUCAACUGAUUUUCUAAGAACUGCAAAUCAGUUAUUCUCAUAAGUACUAGUCUGGAUAUGAAAUUGAAAAAAAUGGGGGGGGAGGUGAAAAUCCUUUUUUUAAAUGUUAAACUAGUCUUAUGUUACAAUGAAUACUAGUCUAUAUAAUUAUGUUUCUAAAUAUUAGUUCUUGUCUUGCAAAAGUUUAAGUAUAAAUAAAAUUAUUUCUAAGUCUUA
This is a messenger RNA of Stegodyphus dumicola, 8237 nucleotides long. It is a transcript of the gene Gale, whose product is annotated as UDP-galactose 4'-epimerase. Gene Ontology annotation, molecular function: UDP-glucose 4-epimerase activity. Gene Ontology annotation, cellular component: cytosol. Lineage: Eukaryota; Metazoa; Arthropoda; Arachnida; Araneae; Eresidae. Gene Ontology annotation, biological process: beta-D-galactose catabolic process via UDP-galactose, Leloir pathway. The record is from RefSeq and is a predicted model, not a curated record.